Molecule: messenger RNA, 5002 nt
Organism: Pongo pygmaeus (Bornean orangutan)
Lineage: Eukaryota; Metazoa; Chordata; Mammalia; Primates; Hominidae
Gene: ZNF287
Product: zinc finger protein 287
Exons: 6
Coding region: 704-2989 (761 amino acids)
Biological process (GO): regulation of DNA-templated transcription
Source: RefSeq, a predicted model, not a curated record
GCAGUGACGCCGAGGCGAGGUCGCGGCGAAGCAGAGGCGCCGGGGUUUCUGGGCCGGGCUUCUCAGGACCGGGCUGGAACGUGCAGCUCCUGUCCGGGACACUCUGGGCUUUGCGGGGAAGGGACGUGGCGGAGCCCGAUGACCCGCUGCCGCUCGGGACUGAGCCCGCCACGCAGGCGCCUGUGCCAGCGUCGCCAUUGUUGCCUGUGGCCUUAGGGCCGCUCCGGCUGCCCGUCGGCCGGGUCCCAGCGACAGGUAUUGAUGUCCGGGCGCAGCGCGCGAGUGUCCGCGCGAUCAGUGACAGCCCGAGCCCGUCCACGCGCGGGCUCCCGUGCUCGUGGCCUGGGGAGGGCAAAGACGGGGUGGAGGCUGCUGUGGGCCCAGUCCCAGCGUUGCGCGUCGCACGGUCCCCGACUCCCCCGCUGCCCUCGCCCUCGACCCUGCGGCUGAAGAGGAGUAAGAGGCAGAGGAACUUGGCCGGGAAGGGGAGGCGACAGGAGGCAAGGGUCUCUUAUCCAUCCCUGCAAGUUCUGGGCUCAGAAUUUGUCACUAAGGCUGCUAACUCUACCUUGAUUCUGUUCUGCCCUCGGCUGCAGCAGCCUUUGAUAUAGUGUCCUUGUGACUCUAGCAUGAGACUUCAAGCAGUUGGCUCACUACUGGAGAAAUAAAGGAUAUUGCCAGAUUGACUCUCCUGUCUGUAGCAAUGUUAGCCUCAAGCAAGAGGAUGAACAGUUCUUCACGUUCUCAAAUCCUUCUAAGGUGGAAGUCAGACAAGGCUCAGAGUGGACCCUACAAUGUUGAGAAGGAAAUCCUUACUUCGAGAUUCUUGCGUGACACUGAGACCUGUCGACAGAAUUUUAGGAAUUUUCCAUACCCAGACCUGGCUGGUCCUCGAAAGGCAUUGAGUCAACUCCGAGAGCUCUGCCUUAAGUGGCUGAGACCUGAGAUUCACUCAAAGGAACAAAUUUUGGAGCUGCUGGUGCUGGAGCAAUUCCUGACCAUCCUGCCUGGUGAGGUUAGGACUUGGGUAAAGUCCCAGUAUCCAGAGAGCAGCGAGGAAGCAGUGACUCUGGUGGAGGAUUUGACUCAGAUUCUAGAAGAGGAAGCUCCUCAAAACUCUACCCUUUCCCAAGAUACCCCAGAGGAAGACCCCAGAGGAAAACAUGCUUUCCAGACAGGAUGGCUAAAUGACUUGGUGACCAAAGAAUCGAUGACAUUCAAAGAUGUGGCUGUAGACAUCACCCAGGAGGACUGGGAGUUAAUGCGUCCUGUGCAGAAGGAAUUAUACAAGACUGUGACGUUACAGAACUAUUGGAACAUGGUUUCUCUGGGACUUACAGUGUACAGACCAACUGUGAUUCCCAUAUUGGAAGAACCAUGGAUGGUGAUAAAAGAAAUUUUAGAAGGCCCUAGUCCAGAAUGGGAAACUAAAGCCCAAGCAUGUACUCCAGUGGAGGAUAUGUCUAAACUCACAAAGGAAGAAACCCAGACCAUCAAAUUAGAAGACUCAUAUGACUACGAUGAUAGACUAGAGAGGCGAGCAACAGGUGGCUUCUGGAAAAUUCACACUAAUGAAAGAGGUUUCAGUUUGAAGUCAGCCCUUUCACAAGAAUAUGAUCCUACAGAAGAAUGUCUUAGUAAAUAUGAUAUAUAUAGAAAUAAUUUUGAAAAGCAUUCAAACCUAAUUGUACAGUUUGAUACCCAAUUAGAUAAUAAAACUUCUGUGUAUAAUGAAGGCAGGGCAACCUUCAAUCAUGUCUCAUAUGGUAUUGUACAUAGGAAAAUACUUCCUGGAGAGAAGCCUUACAAGUGUAAUGUGUGUGGGAAAAAAUUUAGGAAAUACCCAUCCCUCCUGAAACACCAAAGUACCCAUGCCAAAGAGAAAUCAUAUGAAUGUGAAGAAUGUGGGAAAGAGUUUAGGCAUAUCUCAUCCCUCAUUGCACAUCAGAGAAUGCACACUGGAGAAAAACCAUAUGAAUGCCACCAGUGUGGUAAAGCCUUCAGCCAGCGUGCACACCUUACUAUACAUCAGAGAAUUCAUACUGGAGAGAAACCCUAUAAGUGUGAUGACUGUGGGAAAGACUUUAGUCAGCGUGCCCACCUUACCAUCCAUCAAAGGACACAUACUGGAGAGAAACCAUAUAAAUGCUUGGAAUGUGGUAAAACCUUCAGUCAUAGUUCAUCACUGAUUAAUCAUCAGAGAGUUCAUACUGGAGAAAAACCUUAUAUAUGCAAUGAAUGUGGGAAGACUUUCAGUCAGAGUACACACCUUCUUCAGCAUCAAAAAAUACAUACUGGGAAGAAACCAUAUAAAUGCAAUGAAUGUUGGAAAGUGUUUAGUCAGAGUACUUACCUUAUUCGACAUCAGAGAAUUCAUUCUGGAGAGAAGUGUUAUAAAUGUAAUGAAUGUGGAAAAGCCUUUGCUCAUUCCUCAACCCUUAUUCAACAUCAAACCACUCACACUGGAGAGAAAUCCUAUAUAUGUAAUAUAUGUGGGAAAGCCUUCAGCCAGAGUGCAAAUCUUACUCAACAUCAUAGAACACAUACUGGAGAGAAACCAUAUAAAUGCAGUGUGUGUGGGAAAGCAUUCAGCCAGAGUGUGCACCUUACUCAACAUCAGAGGAUUCAUAAUGGAGAAAAACCCUUUAAAUGCAAUAUAUGUGGGAAAGCAUAUAGACAAGGCGCAAAUCUUACUCAGCAUCAAAGGAUUCAUACUGGAGAAAAACCUUAUAAAUGUAAUGAAUGUGGGAAAGCUUUCAUUUAUUCCUCAUCACUUAAUCAACAUCAGAGAACUCAUACUGGAGAGAGACCCUAUAAAUGUAAUGAAUGUGAUAAGGAUUUUAGCCAGAGAACAUGCCUUAUUCAACACCAGAGAAUUCACACAGGAGAGAAACCCUAUGCAUGUCGUAUAUGUGGUAAAACCUUCACCCAGAGUACAAACCUUAUUCAGCAUCAACGUGUUCAUACAGGUGCCAAACAUCGUAAUUAAUGAAUAAGGGAAACUUCAAUUUGGUUUUACAACUUCGUUUCAAUUUUAUUUUGUGCAUUCUGUGUGUCAGAACAUUCAGAAGAUGUCUGAAGAAGUGCAAUAUGUUAGAUACUCAGCAGAAGUAUCAGAAGUAGUGGUAUGGAUAUAACCUAUUUAGAUUUAAUGUGAAAUUUAAGAAGGAAACUUGACUUCUUAACCUUAAUUUGAUAUGAGUUUAAUUCAUUACAGAAAGAAACCCUGUGAAGGGUAUUCAAAAACGUAACUCAUCAACUCUUUAUUUCAAGUAUAGUUAUCCCUUGGUACACUCGGGGGAUUGGUUCCAGGACCACCCAUGUAUACCAAAAUCUACCCAUACUUAAGUUGCACAGUCAGCCUGGCGGAACCUGUGUAUAUGAAAAGCCCUACAUCUACGCAGGUUUCCCAUCCCUGAAUAAUGUGCUUUCAAACUCUGUUCAGUUGAAAAAAAAAUUCCAGUAUAAGUGGAUCUGUACAGUUCAAACGUGUUGUUCAAGGGUCAACUGUACAUCCUAAUGAGGCCUUAUGAGUGUAACUUAGGAAGGUGUCCAUCAAGUGGAGAUUUCACACUAGAGAGUGAUCUUAAAAUUACAGAAAAAAGAAAGCUGCUUUCAGGCCUUUUAUUCCCAGCUUUGAAGCCUUAAAAUAUGUAAAGGACUCCCUUCCCUGUUUUACUUUCCCUUCUCCUGUUAUGCCAUAACUGCCAUAUGGAGCCAGUAGGUUUGAAAAAAAAACAGUUGGAAGUAUCUUAAAGAUUUCUAUGUGACCACUGUUUGGUUACACCUUCCCUCAGAUACGGAAAUAUUAAAGAGAAGCUUAAUGAAAGAUAUGAAAGAAACUAAUGUGUAUAUAACAUUAGAUGUGUAGAGAUUUAGUUAAAUGGGCAAAAAUUAAAUGCCCCAAGCUUAAAUGAAUUUUCAAUACACAUCAGCCUUGAUUUCACUAGGUUUUGACAUUUAAGGUCAUCCGGAAGGAAAAAAGUAGGUAUAAAGUAUACAGUUCCCAUUUUUUUCACCUGACUCCUAAAUUUAUACUUUAGGUUUCUCUGUGACUGUUUUAGUAUGGAAAGUUCAUUUCUUCCACUGAAAUAUGUUUCUUGAGUGUCUACUAUGCUCAGGUCCCAAACUUCCUAAUUGGAUCCUCUCAAGGCUUGUUACAGUGCUGAAAAUCACAGGUGGUUUACACAACAGAAAGAUUUCUAGAGUGAUGAGAAAGUGAGGAUGUGAUAUUUUGUCAUGGGUUGAGUGUAAGCAACCUGCUAAAAUGGGUUGCCAAAUGCUACCUGUAUCCCAAGAGAAGGAAGUGGAAGUAAUAGUGUAGCUAUAUAAAUGAUGUGAGAAAAAAGUAAAUAACGGAAAAUAGAUUUGAGUUCACUGCAGAAUGUGGGUCAGGGGAAAAGGUGAAAUUUUAAUGGAGUGAGGAAAACAUACAUAGAUAAUUGCUACAACAUGAAAUGUAAUUGGACUUGCUUUGCCUAUGAAAUGAGAGCGGCUAAAUUAAAAAGAAUUAAGCCUGGCUAUUAGAAGAAACUAAAAACAAAAUGACUGAUUUUUAAAGAAUAAUUGGAAGCCUGACACUCCUUCAUACAUACAAGUAAAAUAGAGAUUACUCUUAACAUGUCAGGAAAAAAUUUAAUUGGAAAAAGCAUUGAUGCAGUAAUCAUUAAACAAUGAUAACUGGGUUUGUGGGUCUCAAACAUAAAAGGAAAACUGGCAGAAAUGCAAAUAGAAAUAGAUAAAAAUACUAUUGUAUUUCAUAUUUACAGCAUUCCACUACCAGAAUAUAAGGCCAUAUUCUGAGAACUGAGAUUCCAUUGUGCUCAUGUUUGUUUCUCCAUUCCCUUGCAUAAUAGUGCAUGGUCAAUAUAUGGUUGAAUUAAUGAAUAAAUUAUAUAAAUUAGAUUUCAGUAAUAAAGUAGAAUUGACUGGCCUGGAGUGAAAAUUGGUAUAACUAAAAAUACUUUUGUGCAUAUAUCAAAUAAAUGUUCAACAAAUAACA